Molecule: messenger RNA, 1482 nt
Organism: Leishmania braziliensis MHOM/BR/75/M2904
Lineage: Eukaryota; Euglenozoa; Kinetoplastea; Trypanosomatida; Trypanosomatidae
Exons: 1
Coding region: 1-1482 (493 amino acids)
Molecular function (GO): RNA binding
Source: RefSeq, a predicted model, not a curated record
AUGACGGCGGUGACGCAGAAGAAGGCGUUCGAGGACGUCUCCAUGUACCGCUCCAUGUCCAGCAUCAGCAGCUCUGCCUCCACUGCUGAGGCCACCGCUGGUAACGAUGUGUCUUCGUUCCUGUUUGACGAUUACCGUGAUGAUGGCUUUUCUACCAAUUUGAGCUGCAAGCACUGGGUGUCGGUGGGCCACCUGAGCCUCACCACCACCGAUGCGGAGCUCAAGUCUCUCUUUUACCCGUACGGCGCCGACGAGGCUUUUACUGUGUGGGAGGGGACGACCAUGAUGGGGUUUGUGGGGUUCGACUCACCCGAGAUGGCGGAGCUGGCGGCACAGAAAAUGCAUGAUUUCGUCCCUCGGCGGCAGUCUCAGGCGCUGGCGGUGCGUGCAGUGAGACUGGAGGAGGUACUGCGGGCCCGCACCAAGGGCCCCAUCUCGCUGCUGGCGGUACUGUACAGUGAAUGCGCCACGCAGGGUAUCAGUGCCGUGAUUAGGCGCAGCAAUUCCCCCGUGGCCGUGGCCAGGGACGUGGCGGUGGAGGUGGCGCGCGCCUCUCCGGCGGUUCUGCAGCGUCUCGUGGCGGCGUUCUCUGACCUCUCUCCGCAGUGGUUCGGCUUCACUUCCUUUAGUGAGGAGCUGCUCAAAUCACUGCUGGGGUCGCUCCUGGAGGUUGACGAGAUGAAUACUGCUCAGGCCAUCAACUGCGGCGCUGUGGUUGGUAUCCUCUUCCAGAUGAAUAUGAUCAUCGGCGACCCGUAUUACCUCGCAUCACGCCUGCUGCAGAGGGCUGGGCAAAGUCUGGUGCAGCUCGAAGGCAUCUGCACGCUAGCGCACACGUGCGCGCUGCUACCUGGCUACCACGUGUCUAGGGCUUCUUUUUGGGAUCAAGUGGCGGACAUUGCCGCGAAGGUGGCAGACCCAGUAGCAAACCGUGCCUUGCGCGGUUACCUCCGCCGCUACACCCAAACAAAUGCACACGCUGCAAUCACGGCAAUCCCUGGCUCGCUGUCGUCAUCUGCACCGUCCCCGCUGGUGUUCUCAACGAUGCCGUGUCCAUCUGCAACCGUGGGGCGGUCACAGGUAGUACGCCAGCGCACGCCUCCGCAGUACCCAUGUCAGGACCAGAUGAGAUGCCGCACCAUCUAUAUCUCUCACUUGCCUGGCCUCCUGCCUCAGAGCAUGCUGCUUGAGCUCCUCACUGCAGCCGGCCCUGUGAAUAAGGUGCGCAUCUGCACCGGAGCUGGCUACUCUACGCUGUUUGCCUUUGUGGAGAUGCGCACAGCGGAGGGGGCGCAUCGGGCCAUGUGCAUGAAUGGCCUGCAGCUGAUGGGGUAUACCAUUCGUGUCGAGACUGCCCGGAAUGCGGUGCAGGACGUGAUCGAGAAGGAUGCCCAAUUUGACGCGAACGGGGCGGUGAUUCAGCCAUGCCUCUUCGGCAUGUCUCAGGCCCCGCUGUCCAAGUGCCUGACCUCCACCGACUGA